ACAUACCACCCUGCGCUUGUCAUCAAACAACGGUCGACCUCAAACCACCAUCAGAUCGAUCGAGCUUGAAACAAAUUAAGCCACCAAAAGCAACAUUCCCUUGGUGACCGUAGCUAGACUCAUCCAUCAUCCAUGGGAGACGCGCUGUGUGAUCAGCUCCUCUUGGUGGACAGCGACGGCGGCGAGUUCAUCCCCCACCACGCCGACGCCGACGCCGACGACCUCUUCACCAUCCUCGAGACGUGGGAGGGCUGCGCCAACGUCGUCGCCGGCGGCGCCCCCGCGACCACGACGACGUUAGGUAGUCCUAUUGCCGCCGCUGCCUGCAUCUCCGGCGUUGUUGGUGGGCAGAAUCAUCAGCAGCUGCCGGAACCUGCCGCCGCGAAGACCGUGCCAGCCACCAAUAACAAGCGGCGGGAGGAGGAGGUGGCGGACCGUGACGGCGACGGAGACGACGACGACGGUUCGCCGCAGAAGAGGCGCAAGUGCUGCUCGCCGGAGUCUUCGACGACGGACGUGGCGGCGGCGACGACGCCCAAGACGGCGCACAUCGCCGUGGAGCGCAACCGGAGGAAGCAGAUGAACGAGAACCUCGCCGUGCUUCGCUCCCUCAUGCCAUGCUUCUACGUCAAGCGGGGAGACCAGGCAUCCAUCAUAGGAGGAGUGGUGGACUACAUCAAGGAGCUGCAGCAAGUAUUGCACUCGCUGGAGGCCAAGAAGCAGCGCAAGGUCUACACCGACCAGGUGCUCAGCCCACGGCCGCCGGCGACGGUGGCGGCGUCGUGCUGCAGCCCGCGCCCACCGCAGCUCAGCCCCAGGCUGCCGCCGCAGCUGCUCAAGUCCACGCCGCCGCUCAGCCCGCGGCUCGCCGUGCCGAUCAGCCCCAGGACGCCGCCGACGCCCGGUAGUCCCUACAGGCUCCUCCGGCUGCCGCCGCCGCCGCCCCCGGCGUCCGGCUCCAACUACGCGUCCCCGGCGAUGACGCCGACCCACCACGAGACGGCGGCGCCGUCGCUGGACGCCAUCGCCGCCGAGCUGUCGGCGUACGCCAGCAGGCAGGCGCUGGGCGGCGGCCUCCUCCUCCCCGACGUGAAGGUGGAGUUCGCCGGCGCGAACCUGGUGCUGAAGACGGUGUCGCAGCGGUCGCCGGGGCAGGCGGUGAAGAUCAUCGCCGCCCUGGAGGGCCGAUCGCUGGAGAUUCUUCACGCCAAGAUCAGCACCGUCGAUGACACCGCCGUCAACUCCUUCACUGUCAAGAUUGGAAUUGAGUGCGAGCUCAGCGCUGAAGAGUUGGUACAGGUGAUUCAGCAAACGUUCACAUGACUCACGCAUGUUUCGACCGACCAACUGUUGAAGCUGAAAUUAAUUAAGUAUAGCAUGCAGCAGAAACAGAGCGAACAGCCAAGGGAGCACUAGAGUCGACAAUACGUGUUGGGCUCUCUGUGUACGAGUGUGUCUGCAUUUGCGAGAUGAAAUUCAAUUUAGUUUCAAUUCA
Oryza sativa Japonica Group (Japanese rice) is the source of this 1495-nucleotide messenger RNA. RefSeq names its product transcription factor SPEECHLESS. Gene Ontology annotation, molecular function: DNA-binding transcription factor activity; protein dimerization activity. The record is from RefSeq and is a predicted model, not a curated record. Gene Ontology annotation, biological process: guard cell differentiation; stomatal complex development; positive regulation of DNA-templated transcription. NCBI's taxonomy places the organism in Eukaryota, Viridiplantae, Streptophyta, Magnoliopsida, Poales, Poaceae. Gene Ontology annotation, cellular component: nucleus.